This is a messenger RNA of Coregonus sp. 'balchen', 1801 nucleotides long. NCBI's taxonomy places the organism in Eukaryota, Metazoa, Chordata, Actinopteri, Salmoniformes, Salmonidae. The record is from the annotation of a GenBank genome assembly.
CACAGAGACCGUGGCAGACCCCGCACCCACUUUACAAGGGGACAACCAGGACAUGCUGUCCGGAGAGGGGGCAUAUGACGUCACCACCAAAGACCCCUUCCAGGAUAUGACGGAGAGAGUGUUCACCUUAGAGUACGAGGACACCACCCACUCACAGGCCAUGGACGAGGAGGAAAGUGAGACGGGCACUUCAUGUUUUUCUGAACAUUUCCCAUAACCAGUUAAAUUAAUAUAGAAAUGUUAUUAAUAUCAAGAAUUUGGGUUAUACCCAGAGGAUUUAGAAAAUAAUAUAUUCUGCAAAUAUUUGCAUGGUAAGAGCCAUUGGACAAAGCACACUGGUGGGGUUAUUUGUGUCUAUCAGUUCAUCCACACCACAACCCCUUUACAUGUAAUGAAUUGGUAAUAAACCUUACAAUUGUAAAGUGUAUUGAGACUGUGAUGAUGCACUUUAAAUCAAAUGUAACUUUGAUUUGACAAUCCUACUUUGUACACUAGUGUCAGGUUGGUGGCCUAACCUCUGACCUGUGCUCGUUGUGUGUACUCUGUGUGCCCCUGUAUCCAGAUGUCCUGGGCCCUGGCGCCAUCACAGCCAUUGUCAUCGCAGUCGUCCUGGGGACUUCAGUCCUCCUCGCCCUCAUCAUCAUCACACUCAGGAAGUUUACUGCUUCCUAGAGCCACUUCCUCUUCCUCUCUCGCUCUCUCUUGCUCUCAUUGUCACUUCCAUUCAUCUAUCUUUAUUGUUUUUCCCAUUCUCUCUACAUUCCGUUUCCCUUAUACACACACAUAUUGUGAAAGUGAAACCCUCUACAACCCUGGACAACCCCUGGAUGCUAUAAUGGUAUGUGGCAGGUCCCUUUGGCCUUGAAGAGCAACUGACAAUGAAAUUCCUUCAGACUCUAGCUACUAUAAUCAUGCUGUUCUUCUUAGCACACGUCCACUAUUACAUUGUCAAUUGGAGACUAAGUGAAAAUGUACCUUAAGUGGAAGUUAGGAUUUGCACCUAAGAGGAUAUUAGAGACUGGCAGGUUCUUCCAGUGUAAAGUCAGAGCUUUAAUAUGAUUUAAUAGUGAAAAUUAAAAUCCCUUUAUUAACUUUAUUUGUAAUGAUCUGUAGUUUAUAAUUGUGUGUCCAAAUGUUUUGUCGAGCUUUGUGAUUUGUUUUUGUUGAUCUUUGUAGAAGUAUUUUUUUUCUGACGGUUAUGUUGUAUGUUGAUGUAUCCUGUCUAUGUGUUGGUCUUUGUGCAUGAAAGGGUGUGAUGAGUGUGUCUUUGUGAAGAUGUAUCCACCAUGUUCAUUACGUUGCAGUAUUACGGAGUUAUUUUGAAUGAUCAUAUCUCAUGAGAGAAUCAUUUUCCCGAUGCCCACAAUGUGCUACCAUUUGUUGCCAAAUAGGUUUUAUAAAAGAAACGUUUGCCAUUUUCCACUGGAACAAACAUAUUGAUAGUGACCCAAAAAUAUAACAUUUUAAAGAUAAAUGCUGGCAUCAAUAAAUAAACAUAAACAGGGUACUUUGUGUGUUUUUACCUGCAAAGCAAAUAUUAACCUUGGGUAUAAAACGACAGCAUGACUGUUGUGUGUUUGUGUAUGGGUGUGUGUGUGUGUGAUAUGAUUUUGGGGGGUUGGAUGGGAUGCAUUGUAUAAUAUUUAGAUAUUCUAUAUCAGAAGACAACUAUUUUCUGUAUUACUCUUGCGUUUUACCAAUCAACUAAUGCUUUUGUAAAACAAUAAAUAUUCUUCAAGGUAAUAUCACCUGUUUGAACUAUGUUUUAUAUUGUAUAAAUCAAUAAAUCACUUCCUACAAC